Molecule: messenger RNA, 1548 nt
Organism: Brachypodium distachyon (stiff brome)
Lineage: Eukaryota; Viridiplantae; Streptophyta; Magnoliopsida; Poales; Poaceae
Product: diaminopimelate epimerase, chloroplastic
Exons: 10
Coding region: 55-1122 (355 amino acids)
Cellular component (GO): cytoplasm; cytosol
Molecular function (GO): diaminopimelate epimerase activity
Source: RefSeq, a predicted model, not a curated record
CAGCGAUCCUCCUCCCCACCCAAACCCCUUCCUCCCGCUCUCGCUUUCGUCGCCAUGUCGCCCGCCGCCGCCGCCGCCGCCGCCACAGCCAAAUCCUUCGCUGCCAACUUUGCCGCCUCCACCGCCCCCUCCUCCCGGGUCCGCCCCAACCUUUCGCUCCGCGGAACCCCCGCCCCACGCCGAGCCGUCGCCUCGAUGGCCGUGUCCGCCCCAAAGUCCCCCGCCGCCGCCUCGUUCCUCGAGCGCCGCGAGUCCGAGCGCGCCAUCCACUUCGUCAAGUACCAGGGCCUCGGCAACGACUUCAUCAUGGUGGACAACAGGGAUUCGUCCGUGCCGAAGGUGACCCCCGAGGAGGCGGCAAAGCUGUGCGACAGGAACUUUGGUAUCGGUGCCGACGGCGUCAUCUUCGUCAUGCCGGGGGUCAAUGGUGCGGACUACACCAUGAGGAUCUUCAACUCCGACGGCAGCGAGCCGGAGAUGUGUGGUAAUGGAGUUCGUUGCUUUGCUCGUUUUAUAGCGGAGCUUGAAAAUCUACAGGGAACACAUAGCUUCAAAAUUCAUACUGGUGCUGGAUUAAUCAUUCCUGAAAUACAAAACGAUGGCAAGGUAAAGGUCGAUAUGGGCCAACCCAUCCUUAAUGGACCAGAUGUUCCCACAAAACUGCCAUCCACGAAGAAUGAAGCUGUUGUUCAGGCUGAAUUGGCAAUUGAUGGGUUAGUGUGGCAUGUAACAUGUGUUAGCAUGGGCAAUCCUCAUUGUGUUACCUUUGGUGCAAAAGAGUUGAAGGUUUUGCAUGUUGAUGAUCUGAAGCUUAGUGAUAUUGGGCCUAAAUUUGAGCAUCAUGAAAUGUUUCCUGCUCGGACCAACACCGAAUUUGUACAGGUCUUGUCUCGCUCACACCUCAAAAUGCGAGUUUGGGAGCGCGGUGCUGGAGCAACUCUGGCUUGUGGGACUGGUGCUUGUGCAGUUGUUGUUGCAGCUAUUCUUGAGGGCCGAGCUGAACGGAAAUGUGUAGUUGAUUUGCCUGGCGGGCCACUGGAAAUUGAGUGGAGGGAGGAUAACAAUCAUGUUUACAUGACUGGUCCUGCAGAGGCUGUCUUCUAUGGAUCAGUUGUUCACUAGGUACCGGGCCCAAGAUAGAACAGUUUGCCAUAAAUUGGAGCCUGAUAGAUUUGAUUAUAAGGUCUAUCAAAUGCUGUUCUGGUACCAGUGCCACUCCCUUUGAUGUUCUCAAUUAUGGUAUUCAGUGUUCACUACGGGUAGCACAAGAGGUUUCCUUUUGAAGCAUUCUGGGCGUUCUUAACCUUUUGUUUUCCUCCGGCCUGUCAACAUCAUGUUAGAACUAUAUGUGGAUUAGAUCUGUCCUGCCUUCUUUGGUAAUAAGUUGAGACUGCCUAUUCAUAAUUUGAAUAUUGUGUCUCGUGUCCACACAUUUAUCUUGAUCUACUGCAGAAUGGUCGGGCUUACCUGUUAUUUGUUGAGGUAGAUAUUGUCUAUUUGGGUAUUUCGAGAAACUGCUAUAUACUAGUGGACUUCUGAUUUCUGACA